This is a messenger RNA of Cicer arietinum (chickpea), 1634 nucleotides long. RefSeq names its product cytochrome P450 76T24-like. The record is from RefSeq and is a predicted model, not a curated record. NCBI's taxonomy places the organism in Eukaryota, Viridiplantae, Streptophyta, Magnoliopsida, Fabales, Fabaceae. Gene Ontology annotation, molecular function: iron ion binding; heme binding; oxidoreductase activity, acting on paired donors, with incorporation or reduction of molecular oxygen.
UUUUCCUAUCAAAGCCUCAAAAUUCAUUAGAAAGUCAUGGACUUCAUAAAAGUUGUCCCUCUCAUUUCUUUUCUAUAUGCAUGCAUUCAUAUUAUAGCCUUUGGCCUACUUUGCAAAAACAAAAAAUCUCCUAAACUCCCACCAGGUCCUCCUAGUUAUCCUUUAAUAGGAAACAUAUUGCAACUUGGUCCUUCAAAACUCCACCAAUCACUUACUAAACUCUCAAAAACAUAUGGACCAAUUAUGAGAGUUACAAUUGGCACUAUUACCACUAUUGUAAUUUCCUCUCCAAAAAUAGCCAAAGAAGCACUUCAUAAAAAUGACCAAGCCUUGUCUAAUAGAUUUAUACCUGAAUCUGUCCAAGCACUUUCACAUGAUAAAUCUUCUCUAAUAUUUAUGCCUAUCUCCCCAAAAUGGAAGACCUUAAGAAAAAUUUGUGCCACCAAAAUAUUCUCAUCUCAACAACUUGAUUCUACUCAAUCACUUCGAUUAGAAAAAUUGAAAGAACUUGUUGUUUACUUAAAAGAAAAUUGUGAAAAGGGUAAAGCUAUUGAUAUUGGUGAGGUUGCAUUUACUAUAUCUCUUAAUUCAAUAUCAAACACUCUAUUCUCCAUUGACAUGGCUAGCUUUGCUUCCAGUUCUUCACAAAAUUUUAGAGACGUUAUUUCCUCUAUGUUGAUCGAAGCUUCGAACCCGAAUAUCGCAGACUAUUAUCCGAUUUUGCGUAGAAUUGAUCCACAAGGAUCGCAGCGAAGGAUGAAGAAUUAUUACCAGAAGUUGCUUACACUUUUUGAGUCUAUAAUUGAAGAUAGAAGUAAUCAAAGGAAAGAUUGUGUGAUGGAAGGAAGUGAUGUGCUAGACUUGUUUCUCAAUAUGAUUCGAAAUGAAAAUUCCGAAUUGACAAAACAUGAUUUGUUACAUCUUUUUCUGGACUUAUUUAUAGCUGGGACAGACACAACAUCAGUCACAAUUGAAUGGACAAUGGCAGAGUUGCUACAAAAUCCAGAGAAAUUGAAGAAAACAAGAAAGGAACUUCAAAAAGUAAUCAACAAAGACGAAGGAGUUAAAGAUUUAGAUAUCACUAAUCUCCCUUACUUACAAGCAGUUGUAAAAGAAACCCUUAGGUUGCAUCCAUCAGCCCCUAUAUUAGUCCACAAAUCAGUUUCUGAGGUUGAAUUAUGUGGUUUUAAGGUACCAAAAGAUGCACAAGUUCUUGUGAAUGUGUGGAGCAUGGGAAGAGACUCUAGUAUUUGGAAUGAUCCAAAUUUGUUUGUACCUGAAAGAUUUUUAGAAAGUGGAGAUGUUUUUAGAGAAGAAGAUUUUGGGUUCAUUCCAUUUGGAGCUGGGAGAAGAAUGUGUCCUGGUGUUUCUUUUGCUCAUAGGGUUGUGCAUACCAUGUUGGCCACAAUGCUUUACCAUUUUGAUUGGAAGUUAGUUGAUGAGGAAAAAUGUGAAGACAUUGACAUGACUGAAAAUUUUGGGGUUACUUUGCACAAAAUCAAGCCUCUCAUUGCUAUUCCCAUCAAAGAAGAAUUAGAAAAUAGUUAUAUAGUUUAACGAGUAUUCACCGUCAGUUUAAAGAUAUUUUAUACGAUCAAUAUUUAAGAAAAUUGUACUUUAGUUAUUAUUGAAUU